Aureobasidium musti is the source of this 852-nucleotide messenger RNA. The record is from the annotation of a GenBank genome assembly. Lineage: Eukaryota; Fungi; Ascomycota; Dothideomycetes; Dothideales; Saccotheciaceae.
AUGGCGUCCUCAUCAGCAGCUCAAAUUUCUGGAGAUCAGCCUCCUCCAUACAGCAAGAGCGACCCUACUCCUCACAAGACUCGCAAUGGUAUUCCGCCAGACCACCGCCGCUCUAUGGAAGACGCCAGUCGCGAAGUCCCCGAAGGCUGGAUCAGACAGUAUGAUCCUCAGACCAGCCAUCAAUUCUAUGUCGACACACAUACCGAGCGCGCCAUCUGGCACCACCCCUACGAUGACGACGAGUACAUGGCCUCCUUGUCGCCUGAACAGCGUGCCCGAAUUAGAGGUCUGAGUCGUGUACCCACCGAUGCCGAUGUCAUCGCCGAGAGCUCAGAAGACGACGACCAUGAUCCAAGAGGUCCUCCCAAACGCGAAGACUCCCACCCCUCCGGCAUGAAANAGUUUGGCCGCAAGAUCAAGGACAAAAUGACUUCAAGCACUCACCAAGAAAGAGAGGCUCAGCGUAAGAAACGCGCCGAGGAAGAGCAGCGAGCCUACCAGCGUCAUCUCGAACUUCGCCAGGCAAUGCAANAGGCUGUUCAAACCGGUCAGCCUCAAUUCAUCGGCAAGGACCGCGAAGGCCGCGACUGCUACCUUACCCCUCCUCAAGGUGCCCAAAGCCAACAGCGAAAUGACCGCAUGAUCAAUCCUUUCGGCUCGCCAAUGCGUGGUGGUAUGUACGGAGGUUACGGUGGAGGCUAUGGUGGAGGCUACGGCGGUGGCUACGGAAUGUAUGGACGUCCGGCCUAUGGCUAUGCACGUCCUUACGGCUACGGUUACGGAGGUGGUCUUGGUCUCCCCAUCAUGGGAGGUCUCGCUGGAGGUGCACUUCUGGGAGGAUUGCUGUUCUAG